GUGGAAGCAGAAUCGACGACUUUAACGCUCGCCCCAGACAGUAAAACACUUCCUUACACUGCACAAGACUACUUACAUCAUAUUUAAUAAUCUCUAACUAACUAAUAUUACUGUACCACCCUCUAAUAACUGUCCAUAAAACAAAUAUCUUGUAACAUUUGUCAACCCAAUAAAAUUCAAUAUUUCUGUCUAUUUCAGUUCUGUCCAUAAUUAAUUUAUCCCUUUUUAAAUAGCUAUUGUGUAAACUUAUGUUAAAACUAAUGAUUAACUUAAAAAUAAAACCACCCUCUUGUCUUUAUUUUUAUUAGUAUCUUUUUCUGGUUAAUUUACAUAUGUUCUUGUUUAAUUUUAUUUUCCCUUGAUACUUAUCUGUAACUUUGCUAUAUUCUUUUAUUGUUUAAUAAUAUCAUCACCCCCCUAAGUGAGUCCUGUGAACUGUAUUUGUCAGCCACUUAGCUGUGUAUUUGUACAUUUCAGAUAUCUGCACGAUAAAACACUCAAAAUGCAGACCCGCAGAGCUACAGCUGUAAAAGACUUGGAAGACAAGCUGAGAGCUACCCUGAAAGAGCUGGAGACCACAAAGAACCUCUGUGCCCAGCUGCUGCAGGAGAGAGAAGACAGCGAAGUGGAAGUCAAGAAUGUUGUCGACAAGAACACAGUCUUGAAAAAUGACCUGGCUGAGCUGCAUAUUCAGCACAUGGAUCUCCUCGACCAACACAACCACCUGCAACAAGUGCUGUCAUCCUUUCAUGAGUGUAGUGAUACUCAUGAACUAACCCUAAGGCGCAUACAAGAGCUUGAAUUGGAGUUGAAGGAGGCCCACAACACCAUUUCUCAAUUGGAGGUUACAAAACACAGUGAACAGGCUGUUGAAACCCAAUCUCUCUUUACUAAGUUGGUCGGUAGUACUCAUGCAGUGUGCAGCCCGGCUGUAACCAUAGACUUGACUGGUGAUGAUACCAUUACACAAUGUCCUCAAAUUCUUAGUAAGAAUAAGAUUAAGAAAUAUGUUAAACUAAAUAAAAUCAUUAGAAAAUCUAGACUAGCCCUUAAAAAACAAAUUAAGUUAAAAAAUUGUAUUAAGCUUAGGAAGGACCGCAUUAACUUAGUACAACAAUUACAUAGUUGUUCUCUUGAGCUAGACCAUUGUAGACACAUGUAUGACCUAGACACCCAAUACUUAAAUGACAGAUUGCAGGCUAAAGAGUCACUAUUGACUGAAAUCUCUAGCAAGUAUGAAGAUUCACAAAACCAGCUUAGUGAACGGAUCAUGCUAGAUCAGAUGUCCAGUCAUUUUAACCUCAAUCAUAUAUUCCAUGACCACCAGUUUGGUUUCUCGAAGGGUAGAUGUACUACAGACGCAGGUGUCAGGCUAGUGACUCAAAUCCUAGAAGCCUGGGAGAACUCACAGAACGCUUUAGGUGUAUUCUGUGACCUUUCCAAGGCGUUUGAUUGCGUGGAUCACAACACUCUUAUUUGUAAACUAAACCAUUACGGAAUUCGUGGUAAAGCUCUCAAACUUGUCUUAUCCUAUUUGUCAGACAGACAGCAAAAAGUAGAUAUAAACGGAUCAACAUCUUCAGGGUCAUUAGUUAAAAUGGGCGUGCCUCAAGGUUCAAUACUGGGCCCCUUUCUAUUUCUUGCAUAUAUUAAUGAUCUCCCGUACAUGAUGUCUGACUUGGCAGAUGUAAUUCUAUUUGCAGAUGACACUUCCCUUAUUUUUAAAAUUAAUAGAAAAGAAAUGUAG
This is a messenger RNA of Helicoverpa zea (corn earworm), 1747 nucleotides long. RefSeq lists its product as uncharacterized. Lineage: Eukaryota; Metazoa; Arthropoda; Insecta; Lepidoptera; Noctuidae. The record is from RefSeq and is a predicted model, not a curated record. The coding region runs from base 503 to 1747 and encodes 414 amino acids. The transcript has 2 exons.